Meloidogyne enterolobii is the source of this 2364-nucleotide messenger RNA. NCBI's taxonomy places the organism in Eukaryota, Metazoa, Nematoda, Chromadorea, Rhabditida, Meloidogynidae. The record is from the annotation of a GenBank genome assembly.
AUGAGUUUGACACAAAAUUCAAUUUCUCGAGUGAACGGAAAACUAAACAAAGGCGAUACUCAUUGGCAAGAUUCAAUUGUGGAAAAUCAACCUCAAGCAGUAGCUAAUGACCUAUGUGGGGGUGCUCUGCUUUGUUGGAGAAGAGCUGCCCAAAGAUCAAUCUCCAUAGUUGUUCGUCCCCAAAUCCCUCCCCAACAACCACAACAAAGGCAAAAGCCCAGCCGUCAACAUAUUAGUUUAGCAAGUGCACAUAGUGGAAGUGGAGGUGUUUCUAAUUUGCCAUUGCCUCGAUAUCAAUUAAGUAAUGCAGAUGAAGGGGAUCAUCUUUGGUCUUCAAAACAUUGUCCAACUACUCACUUGCCAAUAAUUCGUGUUUUACAACGAUAUAGCUUUAGAAAAGAUUUAUUUGGAGAUUUUCGUGCAGGACUAGCUUUAUCAUUACAUGGAACUGCUGAAGGAUUAGCAAUGGCUUUCUUAGCUGGUUUACCACCAAUUUGUGGUCUUUACACAACUUUUUAUUCUUCCCUUGUUUAUUUAUUUUUUGGGACUUCGAAUUUUAGUUUUAUGGGCACAAAUUUAGCUGUUUGUUUUUUCUUAGGCAAUAUUAUUGAGAGAAAUACUACUGUAGAAGGAAGUAAUAUUAUUUCUUAUGGACCAUUAGAGGUAGCCUCUACAACAAUUAUUUUGUGUGCAAUUGUUAAUUCAGCAAUUUAUUUACUUCGUUUGGAUUUUCUUUUUGGUUUAUUCUCUGAACAAAUAAUUGCUGGAUUUUCUUUUGGAUUAGGUACAAGAAUUGUAUUUAAUCAGUUGGGUAAUAUAAUUCAAUUAAAAUCAAAUAGAAUUUGUGAAGCAGAUCAAUUAACUAUUAAAGUAUAUUUAAUUUUUAAUUUUUUAAAUUCCUUUUUAAAGCAAGCAUCUAUUGCAAUUGCUAGUAAUUCAAUUCCAGCAACUACAACAUCUUUUCCUUGUAUUCUUUGGGCUUAUUAUCGCCGUUUAAACGUUCCAAAUAAUUCAAAGAAAACUUCAUCUCAUUUAAUUAACCAAACAUUAAUUAAUCAAAAUUUAUCUUCUUCAUUUUUAAAUUCUACUAAAAUAAUUAAAAAUAAUAUUAUUGAAUCAGAAAAUAAUUGUUUACCUUCAAUUUGGGAAUGUUUUGAUGCAAUUAAUUUAAAUACUUUAGCCGCUUCUUUACUUUGUAUAUUUUUAAUUAUUUUUACAAGACAAAUAAUUGGACCUUUAACACGUUUUCGUCUUCGUUCUGCUAUUUCUUCUGAAUUUUUACUUAUAAUUCUUGCAAGUUUACUUUCAAAUAUUUUAAAUAUUAAAACAAAAUGGCAAUUGGAUACAAUUAAUUUUUCUGAAUCAAAAUUAUUUUUAUUGUCAUUACCUUCACGUUCAUUAAUUAGUCAAUUAUUUACUGAUUCAAUUGGUCUUGCAUUUUUUGUUUUUGUAUUACAUUUAAGAAGCGCUAAUUUAUUAUCAAAAACAAAUAAAUAUAAAAUUGAUGAAAGACAAGAACUUAUUUCACUAAAUUUAAUUAAUUUAUUGUCAACAUUUGUGUCUGCAAUACCUCCCGGUCAUUCACCUCUUCGAACUUCAAUUGGUACCCGUGCUGGAGCUAAAACUAUUUUGGCUAAUAUUUCUCUAGUUUUGACUUUAAUUCCAAUAAUUAUUUGGUCUUCAAAACUUUUUCAGUCAUUACCUAUUUGUGUUCUAUCAUGUAUUUUGUUAACAGAAAUUUGUCCAAUGUUUACAGGCAUUGCUAAAUUACCUCUUUUAUGGGAAAUUUCACGUCUUGACGUUUUAAGCUUUGUAUUCUCAGCAUUAAUGGCCCUUUUUUCAUCAAAUUUAUCACAAGCACUUUUUGGUUCUGUUAUUCUUUCUGCCGGAACAAUUAUUGUUCGUGCUCAAUGGCCCCGUCUUCAACAAUUAACAAAUGUUACUGGUUCGGGUGCUUAUUAUGCUGAACGUUGUUAUUAUGGAGGUUCUGAUUUAAUGGAUGAGGCUGGGGUUUCGGUUGUUCGUUUUGAGGCUCCAAUUCUUUUUCACAAUUCUUCAUAUUUUAAAGCUUGUAUUAGAGAAUCGGCAGCUAAAAUUAAAGGUCAACUUUUGGGUAUCGGAAUCGGUACUAGAACAGGAAGUAUGAAAAGCAUGAAAAGUACAAAUGCCCAAAUAGUUAGUGGAUCUAUUCACAAUAAAGAUUCUAUUCAAAUGCGUUCAACAUUGUUAAUUAGUGGAGAUUUUGUGCCAAAUCUUGAAAAUCCUGGAGGGGCAGUAUUGGAAUCAAAUAAUAAUAAUUUAAUAACUAAAGUACUUAUAAUUGAUUUCUCUUCUGUUCCUUAUAUUGAUGGACAGGCAAUUUAA